Aspergillus ibericus CBS 121593 is the source of this 1197-nucleotide messenger RNA. RefSeq names its product putative GPI anchored protein. The transcript is spliced from 2 exons. NCBI's taxonomy places the organism in Eukaryota, Fungi, Ascomycota, Eurotiomycetes, Eurotiales, Aspergillaceae. The record is from RefSeq and is a predicted model, not a curated record. The coding region runs from base 1 to 1197 and encodes 398 amino acids.
AUGCUGUUCGCACCCCUACUGGCCUGCGUACUCGGGCCAUCAAUCGCAGGACAGGCCUUGGCAAGCAACAUCUCCAUCUCCAACGAUCCCCAACAUGCAGAUGCAAUCCUCCAACACAAUGCCCUCAUCGAGUCAUACCUGUCGCAGAAGCCCGUCCGUGGCGUUCGGAAAAUGACCGAUGACGAAAGCGAAAAGUUCUUCCUGGACUACUGGCUGUUCGACGAAGCCUACACAGCAGGCAACACAUCCGACAUCGAUGGGUUAUAUUCGCAACUACCGCCAUCGAUAAACACCACCGAAAAGGUUGACUUCCAACCUCGCUCGUAUCCAUUUCGACCCUCCUACCCGAGCGACCUUGAGGUCGAGAGGCGCGGGUGGAGCGAGCAUUUCUCACCGCUUCUUCGACGAGAAUUCAAGUGUCCUACCGGCACAUACAGCUGCACAUCGAUUGACCGGGCCGACAGCUGCUGUAGCACGAGCGACACCUGCGUCCUGGUCAACGACACGGGAUCUGGCGAUGUGGGCUGCUGUCCGACGGGGGACACUUGCUCGGGGACCAUCGGAUCAUGUCAGGAUGGGUACGCCAGUUGUUCGUCAUCUUUGGGCGGAGGAUGCUGCAUUCCGGGGUAUGAAUGUGUGACUGGUGGCUGUGACUCAACGGUCAUGCUCUCGACGUCCACACACACAAUCCCUGCAACCACGGCAACGCAGUCGACGGGCGAUUUAGUCCCUCCCGCUCGGCCUACCAGUGUCUCCACCUCCACGAACUCCGAGACCACCAAAACCACCAGUACAGCAUCGGUCUGUCCGACCGGGUUCUAUGCCUGUUCGGCCGUCUACCAGGGAGGAUGUUGCCGUACUGGCCGCAAUUGCGACACGACGGACUGCCCCGCAACACCCUCGACGACUUUCACAAGCGACGGAGUCACCAUUGUAGUUCCCGUGGCCACAACCACGGACACGACCACGGCAUUAACAACCAGCAAGGCGGCACACUGCGCAAGUGGCUGGUUCAGCUGUGCAGCCACUGUCGGAGGAGGGUGCUGUCCGACAGGAUACCAAUGUGGAUCCAGCUGUACAGCGGUGUCAACGGCGACACAGACGGUGGCCAAGGAGCAGGCCACGAGCGGGAGUGAGAAACUGGGGUGGCAGCGAGGGAUGGUGGGAAUGGGCCUACUGGUGGCCCUUGGGAUAUGA